Mollisia scopiformis is the source of this 463-nucleotide messenger RNA. RefSeq lists its product as uncharacterized. NCBI's taxonomy places the organism in Eukaryota, Fungi, Ascomycota, Leotiomycetes, Helotiales, Mollisiaceae. The record is from RefSeq and is a predicted model, not a curated record. The transcript has a single exon. Bases 20 to 463 code for a protein of 147 amino acids.
GCUGGAUACCAUAGACGACAUGACAGAAGUUGCAAUCGAGGAUGAUUCGACCAAUGAAAUACUCUCAGUGACGGUUACUGAUGAGGCAAUCGAUGAGGGCACGAUACUGGUAGAAACGGCCAAGGAAGUACUUUCUGCGAAUGUCGAUGAUGGCAUAACUGACGAUGAUACCAAGCUGGUGCUGACAACAACGGAGGAUGACGGAACAAGUGAUGUCUCUGAGAUGAUCGAGGAAACCGAAGUUUCUGAAACCAUUGAAGAUACAGAAGACACAAUGCUGCUUGCAAUGAUCGAUGAGGACUCGAUCAUUGAAGUCUCCGAGAUUGUAGAUACCAGGGAUGAUACCACGCUGCUGCUUGGGACAACUGAUGUCGACAAAAGUGAUGAGGUCUCCACAACGCUGGUUGAGGCAAUGGAAGACAUCUGGCUUUCCACGCUGGUGCUUGGAAGGACAGAUGUUUGA